AUGUCAUCUGCCAGUGUUGCUGUGGAUAUGGAUAUUCCUUCUGGUCAUCAUGAUGAUAAUCAUAACUAUUCAAUUUCAAAUGAAAAACAUGAUGGCUUAACUUUGCCUCAUCAUCAUCAUCAUCACCAUGGGCAUGAUCAUGAACAUGAACAUCACCAUGGACAUGAUCAUGAACACCACCAUGACCAUGAUCAUGAUCAUGGACAUGGACACGGACAUGAUAAUCAUGCUCAUACUCAUGAUGAUGAUGAUAAUUUUGCUAACUUGACCGACCAUGAUAUCUCACAUUAUCAUUUUGAGAGCAAAGUGUCAGAACAGAGUAGACGAUCCGAAAAAGUUUUAUGGCUUGUCGCGCUGUUGUCCGCGAUUUUCAUCGCUGCCGAAUUCACAGGAGGAUUUUUCGCAGCUUCAUUGGCUAUUAUGACUGACGCUGGUCAUAUGUUAUCUGAUUUACUUUCUUUCAUUAUCUCGAUUGUUGCCAUACGAACAGCUAGACAUCCAGCUAAUAAGAAGUUAUCUUUCGGUUACGACCGUGCUGAGGUUUUGGGUGCUUUGAUCUCUAUAAUUAUACUUUGGGUGCUGACUGCUGUACUUGUACUCCUUGCUAUCCAAAGAAUUUGCAAUGGCACGUAUGACGUGGAUCCAAUGAUCAUGCUGAUUACGGCUUCUGCUGGUGUCGCUUUCAAUAUAAUUAUGGCCAUUGUACUUUAUGUUGGUAAAGCAGGACAUGCACAUAGUCACGGAGGAGGAAGUCAUGGUCAUUCUCACGGCAAUGGUGGUAAUGUAAAUGUACGUGCUGCUUUGAUUCAUGUCCUUGGUGACCUGAUCCAGUCUAUUGGUGUUCUCAUUUCAGCCAUUAUCAUAAAGUUCACCGGUUUCCAAAUAGCUGAUCCAAUAUGCACAUUCUUCUUCUCCAUCAUCGUCUUGUUUACAACAAUACACGUCAUUCGUGACAUCUUCUACGUGUUGAUGGAAGCAAGUCCUCGUCACAUGGACUACAACGUGAUAAAGCAAGACCUUAGCAGUAUCGACGGUGUACUUUCUGUCCACGAUUUACGUUUGUGGUCUUUGAACAUGGACAAGACAGCACUGUCUGUACAUUUGGCUAUAGAGAAUAGUGAAAAUGCUUUAUCGAUUGUAAACGGAGCCCGGGAUCUAGUCAGACGUAAGCAUGGUAUCUCAUUAUCGACUGUGCAAGUUGAAGAGUUUGAUAAGACCAUGAAUUCUUGUGAUAAAUGCAUCCAUUGA
Molecule: messenger RNA, 1248 nt
Organism: Auanema sp. JU1783
Lineage: Eukaryota; Metazoa; Nematoda; Chromadorea; Rhabditida; Rhabditidae
Source: the annotation of a GenBank genome assembly